Messenger RNA from Coprinopsis cinerea okayama7#130, 2178 nucleotides. RefSeq lists its product as hypothetical. The record is from RefSeq and is a predicted model, not a curated record. The transcript has 10 exons. Gene Ontology annotation, cellular component: Golgi apparatus. NCBI's taxonomy places the organism in Eukaryota, Fungi, Basidiomycota, Agaricomycetes, Agaricales, Psathyrellaceae. The coding region runs from base 1 to 2178 and encodes 725 amino acids.
AUGGGAAUUUUGGGAAAUCGUCGAGAGUUUUUCAAACAUUUGUUGCGGUUGAGCAGGGUCAAGAUUCUGUAUGACAGAGCGACCGCCAACCGAUUCACUAUCCUCUAUUGCUGGGUUACCCUCAUUUCGGCCCUCCUUCUAAGCGCGCUACAGGGCGUCAUCUUGGCCGACAACACACAAGCGGUUCGCAUCCUCGGAGACAUCGUUACGGAUGCGGGCUUACCAGUCCACCUCGCGAUGGCCCACGGCGGCCAUCUUCAAGUGUGCGACAGCAUUCCAGGCCAGCGGAACACGAACUGCACGGUCAUUCUAGACUUUGAGAAAGGUCCUCGCCAGGAGCGAUCUAAGUCGGAAGAGACAGAUCACUAUCUUUAUGGAAGGAGUGAUCAUCAUGAAGGAGAUGGGUUCAAACUUGUCGGGGAUCCGCAAGGACAGCAUGAUUUGACUUGCAUCUACAGUCUCAGUUGGCUGGAAGAUACGUUGCACGACUCUCAGCGGGAAGACGUUGCAAUCUUGUUCUAUCAGAUAUGGAUGUUCACGAUGGGGAUAGUCACGAUUUUGAAUGAAUCUCUUCCUCAUCUCUGGACUUCGCUACUGGGCCACAUCCUGGGAGGAGCAUGGGCAGCGUCGAGAAUCCGGUCUACACAAAAUUUGGUGGCUAGGUACCGCUCAAUGAUUGUGCCAGGCCUUUGCGAUGGGUUUGAUCCUCUUGGUGGAUGGUGGGAGGUUAGGCUUUGGCAUACGGUGCCCAUCGUCAUCGUGAAUGGCGUUGUAAUUUUGAUUUUGGGAUUUUUAUCAUGGAAAUUACUCAAGCUGUACAGUAGCGCAUCUUUUGCUCGAGUAGGGGCCUCUUCACAGAUACACAGGAUGUACAAGCUGGUCCUAACGUUUUCCGUUGGCCUUCAACUAUCUUUCUUUUUCUCGCUCGCUUCGACUGCAAUGUGGAUCGACAAAGUCGCUUUCGGUCACUUGAGGGACCUCGCCCGCCAUAGCAAGCUCUAUCUCGCGACCUUCAUCAUGGUGUUUGUCCUCGAGAUACCAUUCCUUAUUUUGGGCUGGAAGUCUAUCCGAAAGGAAUCCAAUCCACUCUUUGCGAUCUUCUUUAUUCUGUCUCUAGGCCUUGUUGCCAUUUCCAGCGGAAUGUUCGCAAGCCCUGUCUAUCGGAGCAUCUUCCUGUCAUGGCAGUUCUUCGCUACUGUCAGCAUCACAGCUUUCGUAUUCCUGGUCCUUACUACAGGCUUCGGAAUCAUCUGUCGACUCAAUUUCAGAAAGGGCCUGGCUGACUACUUGAACGUCAAUGAAGCUCUGGAAGGCGUCGACUUUACACCUGUCUACUUCCCUCGCAAGAGUGAGGAUAGUGACGACAUCCGGUCAAUUUCUGACCUCUUGAACGAGAAGAAGCGGGCGCCCAAGGCUCUUCCGAAUCUCAAGCUCAAGCACGGACACAAGCACAGCAUCAGUGGACAGCAUCACAACGGCAGCAGUUUCGACGCCACAGCGUUCAGCAAUUACUUGGACCACUUUGCCAACAAAGAACGAGGCGCCUCUGUAUACUCGGACAGGGACAGGAAACCGAUCAUCCUUUCCUCCUCACCUCCCCUGAUUUCCGAGUUGGGCAGUCCGACGAAGCGGAUGAGGCGGCUAACCAAAGCCAUCGUGAGGGCACAGCACAGAGAGAAGUACCCGGAGGACGACUGGAGGAGGACAUUUUUCGAUUCAGCUUCCGAGGAGUCAUCAAUGAAUAGUUCCAGGGUCAACUCUCCGGCGGUCACUUCAAGCACUGUACCUGCAAGCUCUGUCAAGAGGUCACCAUCAGCAGGGAGUGUAAACCCCAAGUUGCCUCCUGGCAUCACAAUCCCUCCCCCGGUCAGACCGUCUCUGGACAGCUCGGAGGAUACGGUCAGUCCCGCUUCGAGGGCGUUCCUGGCGAGGAUGAAGGAUGCGGAGGAGUCCGAGGCAAGUCCGCAGUCUUCUUCUGGUUCAGGACCUCCGGCAGGUCGUCCUGGUUUGACGAGGGGUGCCACCAUUGCAUUCCCCGCGAAGGCACUUUCGAGAUUGGGUGACGCUCCUCAUAGUCAUUGGGAACCACCCAGCCGCCCCGUUGGGCUGGGGGCCAGGCAACUGCACAGAAGCUUCUCUCAGGUGAGGGGACUGCCGAGUCGCCCUCAACCAUUUUAG